Amorphotheca resinae ATCC 22711 is the source of this 1101-nucleotide messenger RNA. RefSeq lists its product as hypothetical. The coding region runs from base 1 to 1101 and encodes 366 amino acids. Gene Ontology annotation, molecular function: NADP binding; aspartate-semialdehyde dehydrogenase (NADP+) activity; protein dimerization activity. The transcript is spliced from 4 exons. NCBI's taxonomy places the organism in Eukaryota, Fungi, Ascomycota, Leotiomycetes, Helotiales, Amorphothecaceae. Gene Ontology annotation, biological process: L-threonine biosynthetic process. The record is from RefSeq and is a predicted model, not a curated record.
AUGUCUGCUUCUAAUUUCCCUCCCAAGAAAUGCGGCGUCCUGGGCUGCACCGGCUCUGUUGGCCAACGUUUUAUCUUACUCCUGGCGCAACACCCUUACUUCACCCUCCACGCGGUCGGCGCAUCGUCACGAUCCGCCGGGAAGAGGUACAAGGAUGCCGUGAAGUGGAAGCAGGCCUCGCCCAUGGGCAAAGAGGUGGAGGACCUGGUCGUCCGCGAGUGCAAGGCCAGCGAGUUCGCCGACUGUGACAUUGUGUUCAGCGGGCUGGACGCCGAUGUGGCCGGUGAGAUCGAGAUGGAAUUUCUCAAGGCUGACCUGGCCGUCUUUUCGAACGCGAAGAACUACCGCCGCGAUCCUCUGGUUCCCCUCGUGGUCCCCACGGUCAACUUGCCACACUUCGAUGUCAUUCCUUACCAGCGAAAGCAAUACGGUCUCAAGAAGGGCAUGUUGGUCUGCAACUCGAACUGCGCGGUGAUCGGCAUAGUGAUCCCCUUCGCCGCAAUCCAGAAGGAGUUCGGGCCAGUUGAUCAAGUGAGCGUGGUUACGAUGCAAGCUCUGUCCGGUGCGGGCUACCCCGGAGUUAGCAGCAUGGACAUCUUGGACAACGUGGUCCCAUUCAUCUCAGGGGAGGAGGACAAGCUCGAAACCGAGGCCCAGAAGAUCCUCGGGAAGGUCAACCCAGAAGUCACUGGCUUCAAUGACCAAUCGGAUCUGAAAGUCUCAGCGGCUUGCAACAGAGUGGCAGUUCUGGACGGCCACAUGGCCUGUGUCUCGUUACGAUUCAAGAACAGAGAUGGCCCACGACCUACCGCCGAGGCGGUAAAGAAGGCGUUGAGGGAGUAUGUGAGCGAGGCACAAACAUUAGGAUGCCCGUCUGCGCCUGAGCCCGCCAUCAUGGUCAUGGAGGAGCCCGAUAGGCCACAGCCCAGACUCGACAGAAACGCCCAGAACGGUUACACGGUCAGCGUCGGGAGAGUAAGGGAGGAUGAUAGCGGCAUCUUCGAUCUCAAGUUCGUCGCUUUGAGUCAUAACACUGUUAUUGGGGCAGCUGGCUCCUCCAUAUUAAAUGCUGAAGCAGCUGUUCUGAAGGGAUAUAUUUGA